Messenger RNA from Pleuronectes platessa (European plaice), 6827 nucleotides. It is a transcript of the gene gnao1a, whose product is annotated as guanine nucleotide binding protein (G protein), alpha activating activity polypeptide O, a. Gene Ontology annotation, molecular function: corticotropin-releasing hormone receptor 1 binding; GTP binding; GTPase activity. Gene Ontology annotation, biological process: G protein-coupled dopamine receptor signaling pathway; adenylate cyclase-modulating G protein-coupled receptor signaling pathway. The record is from RefSeq and is a predicted model, not a curated record. Gene Ontology annotation, cellular component: heterotrimeric G-protein complex. NCBI's taxonomy places the organism in Eukaryota, Metazoa, Chordata, Actinopteri, Pleuronectiformes, Pleuronectidae. The transcript has 8 exons. Bases 338 to 1402 code for a protein of 354 amino acids.
GAGGAAGAGAACCGUGAUUUUCUUUUUUUAGUUUUAAAGAGAAAAGCUGAACACACGGGACGAUCCGCCGCUUAGCACCGGAGGCUCCACCGCGUCGCGCCCCGCGGACCACCCCGAGCGGACCGUUGGGUUCUUCUCAAUGCUCUAACGGCCCCCCCACCCCCGGUUCGAGACGCGAGAGGCACCAGGAGGAAACUAACCGAGCCGCCGCCAGAGGAAGAAGACAUUUUGGGGGCUUGUUUUGGGGUUUUUCUGGUUGUUGUUUCAAUUUUUUUUUAUCUAAUCGUUUCCGUGGAUCCUGGUUCCCGGUGCCGCCAUCAAGCUGUGUUCUCUAACCAUGGGAUGUACUCUGAGCGCGGAGGAGCGGGCGGCUCUGGACCGGAGCAAAGCCAUCGAGAAGAACCUGAAGGAGGACGGGGUCACCAUGGCCAAGGAUGUCAAGCUGCUGCUGCUGGGGGCUGGAGAGUCAGGGAAAAGCACCAUCGUCAAACAGAUGAAGAUCAUCCACGAGGACGGCUUCUCUGGUGAUGACGUUAAGCAGUACAAGCCUGUCGUGUUCAGCAACACCAUCCAAUCCCUGGCUGCCAUCGUCCGUGCCAUGGACACACUGGGGCUGGAGUACGGAGACAAAGAACGCAAGGCGGACGCUAAGAUGGUGUGUGACGUCGUCAGUCGUAUGGAAGACACAGAGCCUUACUCUGCUGAGCUGCUCUCCUCCAUGAUGCGUCUGUGGUCCGACUCCGGUCUCCAGGAGUGCUUCAGCCGCGCCCGAGAGUACCAGCUCAACGACUCAGCGCAGUACUACCUAGACAGCCUAGAUCGGAUUGGUGCGACGGACUACCAGCCGACAGAGCAGGACAUCCUGAGGACCCGAGUGAAGACCACCGGCAUCGUCGAGACACACUUUACCUUCAAAAACCUUCACUUCAGGCUGUUUGAUGUGGGAGGUCAGAGGUCAGAGAGGAAGAAGUGGAUCCACUGUUUUGAGGAUGUCACAGCUAUCAUUUUCUGUGUGGCGCUCAGCGGCUACGACCAGGUGCUGCAUGAGGACGAGACCACGAACCGCAUGCAUGAGUCUCUGAAGCUGUUUGAUUCCAUCUGUAACAACAAGUGGUUUGAUGACACGUCCAUCAUCCUCUUCCUGAACAAGAAGGACAUCUUUGAAAGCAAGAUCACCAAGUCGCCACUGUCCAUCUGCUUCCCUGAAUACAGUGGACCUGACACUUACGAGGACGGAAUAGCCCACAUCAAGUCUCAGUACGAGAGCAAGAACAAGUCGACCAAGAAAGACGUCUACUCCCACGUGACCUGCGCCACCGACACCAACAACAUCCAGUUUGUCUUUGACGCUGUCACUGAUGUCAUCAUAGCCAAUAACCUGCGGGGCUGUGGCCUUUACUGAGGAUGCUGUUAAAUGUUAGUCACAGGGUGUUGGACGAGGUUUUAGCCAUGUAGGUGUCACGAGGGUAAAUACUUGUGCUGCCUACGUGGUUGAAAUCAUAUGGUUAUGUGGCUUCUGUCUGUGAUGCUAUCAUGUGACAAGAAGUCAAAUAUGGGGGUUUUAUCGUACAACUUACCCACACGGCUGAUCAUUGCUUCAACUUGACUUUUAAUUAUUGAUUUCGACUGGUUGGUUGAGACUUCUUUUAACCUAGUUGUCUUUUUUUGAUUCCUUGUGUCGGCUCCUGAAGAGGAACCGGCAGCAGCAUCCAGUAACACUGUUCUUUGUGUGUUCGUGCGUCUAAAUGCCAAAUGUGCUGCUCGUGUGCUCCAGCAAUCUUACACAAUACCCACAGUAAACUCUUGAGGGACACAAGGUUCCUGAGAUGAAUUUGUACAUACACAAAAGUGCCUUAAUCAUAGAAGUGGACUGACUGCAGCUCAAGUGCAUCCCUCUUAGCGUUAUCCUCCAAAAUGAUAAAGUGGGAAUCCCUCUCCUCCCACCCUGAACUAUUUCCUAUUGCUUGAAUUGUUAUAUACCACAGACACGUGCCUUAGUCCAUUGAAAGUCGGAUUUACAACUGCUCUAAACUAUGUCCUGCAGUGAGUCCCAUUCAAAGUCAAACUUAUCACCAUUUUUGUUCAGAAAACACUUAUAACUGGAUUGUGCCCAGCAAACCAAGAACACUGUCAGAUGCUUCAUCAUCUCAAACUUCAUGGCCCUGUGGUUCGAGGCCAUAUGUUAUCACUGCAAAGUCCCCAUUUUGAUUCCCUUGCAUUUCAUUCCCCUCUUGCUCUCUCUCUCUUCCUGUGUUUCUGGAAAACGUGGACUUGUGCCAUGUUGUGAUAUUUGAUAUUUAUUCUGAGGAGGAUCCUGCUCGGUUUGUUAACGACUGUUGCACUUCGCCUUCGUGCUUCAAACCAUGGAGCUUCACCUAAGUACCUUCGUGCAAACAAGAAUAUAAAACACAUGAUGAACUCAAUUAUAACGGAUAAAUACAGAUAAGACAGACAAGUGGUUCAUAGACAUAUUACAUAAUUUUUCAGUUUACAAAAUUGUUUAUCUGCCUCGUAUAAACUACACAGCCAGAGUUUAUACAGUAGAAGUGAAUAGUGUUAUUUCCAGUCAGUGUUUUAAUCCAAAUGCCAUAAGGUUGAACUGUUGAUGCUUUUCACUGUUAGUGAAAUUGUGCUUUUGAUUGGACCUAGAAAACCCAAUGGACGUGUUCUCGUUUGUUUGUUGUUGUUUUUAUUUUUACAUAUCUUCAAUUUAUUGUUUGCGAGGAAGUCGCUAUUCGUGUGAGGAGGAGGAAGAGGAGGAGGAGGAGGAGGCUGCCGUCAUCCUUCAUCCCCUCUGGUCAUAUUUUAGGAUUGACUCUCCCGCCUCUCGUUUUGCAGAUUGCCUGGAUCCACUAUAAAUAUCACUUUUUACGAAGAAGUACCAGAGCCAGUGUGCUGACUCAACCAGACAACUCCCAGAUAUUGCUUCAAUGGAAGCAUUGAUUUUAAAUCGUCCCCAGGGCCAGAUCCAUUGUGUCGGGCUGCACAGUGUAACAUCCCUCUUGUCCACCACGCCGCCCUAAUAAGCCAGCAGUGAGCUUUGAAAGAUGGUGCUGGUGAGCACACACAGUCCUGUGGGAUACGAAUGUCAAACCUUGUGACUGUAGUCUGAGCCGUGAUGUUUCACGGGUUUUGCAGAAUGAGUUUCCUUUCUGGUGGCGCCCAGAGCUGCCGAGGGAUUGAGGUCUGAUGCAGCGCUCAGCUUAGGUGAACUGGAAAUUGAUGCGUGUUGUUUUUAGGGACGGUUUGAAUUUUGAGCCGGAGAGAUGCACCUCGAAAACAUAAUGGACUCCUCCCUCCUCUCUGUUCUCAGCAGAAGUUUACAGCGUCACAUAUUAACUGAGCUCGGUUGCUUUAUUUAUUCAUGAGCAAGGCAUUUAUUCCACCCUCCUCUCUCCAAACUCAGAACAGCGAGAUCGUGUCACCUCCCUCCGCUCGGGGCUGCCAUCUUAUCUCUAAUCAGGUAGAUGAUGUCAUCAGCUCUCCCUCACACAUCUGUGCCAACGUUUUCUAACUAGAUACCUAAGGCAACAUCCUGUGUGUGUGUGUGUGUGUGUGUGUGUGUGUGUGUGUGUGUGUGUGUGUGUGUGUGUGUGUGUGUGUGUGUGUGUGUGUGUGUGUGUGUGUGUGUGUGUGUGUGUGUGUGUGUGUGUCUGUCUGUUACCUUCAUGUGUGUGUUGAUUUAGGAAAGGUAUGUGUGCGUGCGUUUAUGCUCAUGAUGUUGCGUAAGAGACAACAUCAGCCCAUGGGUGUUGCGCUGGAGCCAGUAUCUGUGGAUUAAUUACCCAGAAGGCACCUGUCUACCCUUUCCACACACAUGCACACACGCACACGCAAAGGCACUGAAGACACAAACACACCCUUGGGACUCUCCAAAUGUCACAACACCUUCCUUGGCAGCACCAGAUAAUACCACCGCACUCAGCCAAGGAGCCUCAGAUGUUUCCAGGUUCUUUUGCCAAACAAGACGUCUGCUGCCUCUUGUGCUGCGAGUUGAGUUGAUCAUCAUCUCCUCUGUCUCAUUACAUCCACUACGUGUGAGAUCAGCUUUUGCUGUUUGAUUGUUGAUGUCAGGACGACAGGAUGUGAAAUAUGCAUAAAGUGUUGGGCCUGACAUUAAUGCAGAAAAGAUGAAAGCAGUUUCGAGCGCUUCACUUUCACUUCUCACUCCUGUCGGUGGCUAGAUCGUGUUUAGAAGCUUCUCUCCUGUUUUAAUGCAUGAGUGUGCACAAGUUCGCUUUUUGUUGUCACUUGCGUAGAUUUCAAAUAUAUAAUUCACAUGUUUCAACGAGCGUCUGUUACUUGUUUCAAAUUGUUAAUUGUACUUUAGUAGCGCAGGAUAAUUACACCAUUCAGGAUUAGUUGUUGCCUCACAUGAUGGAGGCAAAGAUGCUCCUGGAGACGUUUCUGUUGUAAUUAAAUCAGGACGCUUCAUGCCCCAGAGCCUAAAGGGCGGGCAGCGGGCACCGGUAGACACAAGCUGUGGAACAACCCGCUGGUGAAAUUUCCAUCCACACCAACUUAGCAGGCUCCUGUUCACAUUUAGGUGAUUUAUUUGCCCUCAGGGUGGAAACAGCAGCUCUCUGCUCGGCUUCUUUCCUGCCUGUGUCGACCUCAGUGCACAGGUAGAGGUGAAUCUACAGCCGGUAUUCUGCUGUACAGAUUCUUCAGUGGUUUACUCAUUCAUUUGGAGUACUAUCAGAUGUAUUUAAAAUAUGUAAGAUCACGUUCUAUUCGGUAAAAAUCAGUUCUGUCUCCGUCCUUUCAGCAAGACUCUUUCUCCAUUUCAUUUUAUACAGCAUUGCAGUCGCCUUGAAACCAUUUAAAAUGCAGGUUUCAAGCAAUUCAACACAAAGUGAGCAUAAUGUGAUUAUUUUACCAUUGAAGAAAAGCCAUUAACAUUAUGUAAAAAUCCAGUCUCUCAAUUGUAUAUUGAAUUUCCGGUGUGGACUGCAUCUCAUCUAGAGAACAACGUUAUCACAGCAGGGACACGCUGGUGAUGUUGUGGCCUUACUCAUUUUAAAGAACACAUUAAAGGCCCAGUCUCCUUGAGAGUGGUUCAGCAUAAUUGAUCUGCUCAUUUUCAAAGAGGUGGCUCAGGAAAGAGAUUUAUUGACUGUUUGGUUAACUACACAUUGACCAGGGAAGAGCAUCCAUCCAAUAACACGUCGUCAAGGGGGCAAACAAUGAGCUCUUAAAUCUAGCCGGCAAAUAGAAGUUGUGUUUGACACUUAUCUAAUCUGGAGCUAGAAGUACCUUGAGUUUAAACCUCCGCCAACCGUCCCCUUUAAAUUCAGUCUGGCUGCACCACAUUUUACUCAUGUUAAAACUUAACCUCCUUGGUGAAGCUAGGAUCGCUUCCUCCAUUUUGGCUCUGCACGGUCAGCAGUGGCAGGGCGGGGGGGCUGUUGGUCAAUAAGGUGAAGUUGUGCGUCGCAGUUCAACAAGUUUUAUUUGAGACAAAACUUCAGGUCUACUAACUAUAGCAGAUCCAUUGGAAUGAAUCAGUUUUGCAGCAGAGUUUUGUUUCUUCACAGAAACUGUCACUUGUGAGGUGAUGCAUGCAAAUUAACAGUAACAAUGAAAUGGACUGAAACCAAUUUAACAAAAGUUUAUAGGACUCAAGCGCAGAGAGGAGAGUGAAACGUCGUGCUCUGUUUGAGCUUCAACCAACUGAGCUCAGUGAUACAAAUCAAAGGAGAGAGGUGUGAACCUUCACACCUCAAACAUGUCUCAUCUCACAUAUGAUUCUUCUUUGAGUCUUUGCUUCUUAGGAGGAAACGUCCUCACUUUCCCUCUCUGACCCGCUCUGCUCUCCUCUGUCUGCAACACUGACGCUCCAAAGCUAGUAGUGGUUUAUAGGGUGAAGACAGGAUUGAUACUUCCACAGUGUGUGUUUGUGUUUGUGUGUCUGUGUGUGUGCUUUUCACAUCCCGUCCCUGCUCCUGAUGAAGGACUAAUAAACCCCCAAACAACCAGUGGGAAAUCACGUCAACAGCCGAGGCCAAGAGGACAGUGGGUAAUGUGGUUUAUGUCUCGCUUCGGCCCCAACAAGAAAUCCUGAGUUUCCCCGUAUGAAAGGAGAGAUUUGUGGGUAAUGUAGUCUGAGGCCAUGUUACAGAGGGUUUAUGGGCCACACAGUUUCUUUCCCAGUGGCUGCCUGUGGUGUGGAUGAUAACCCCGCAGGUCCUUUCAGGUAACACAGGUCCUGUGGUGUCUGGGCUGCAGCUGCUGAUCCAGAUGAGACGCCUGCACCUGCUAGCUAUUAAAAACAAGUUGUUGAAAUGUCACAACAGCCAAAUGAAGAACCGGUCAGACUGAAUAGUUACAUUUCACCAUAUUGAUUUAAAACAGUUUUUUUUUCUCUCUGCUGCCGUAUUUAUGCUUUCAAAUUUAGAGAUAAGAGUUUCGCCUGCAAUUACUUUUGAGUCGUCUUUAUAAUGCGUUUAGUUCUGAGGCCGACAGGUGAACCGAGCACUUGAGCCUUUGUAAAGACUCCUGCUCUCCUGCUGGAGGUCAGAACGCCCGGCGAGCCCGGGUAGAAGCAAAGAGUCUGACCCGGUAGACGUCCUCACACUCGUGCUCUCACCGCUGCAGCUCUUUUCAGCUUCAUCCGUCCGAACCAAACAACACCUGUCUAUACUGUACAGAUCACCUGAAGGCAAAAUGUGUGUUUACUUGUAUGUGUUCUAUUGAGCAAGUGCUGUGUUUCACUGAGCACUGUGAGUUGAAAUGUGUCUGCUGUAUCUCCGUCACUGCUGUGAUAAUUUAUUGAACGUUGUAUUUAUACGUAAAAUAAAACGAUAAUAAAGGACCACGUGAAUAAC